GGGAUGCGGGAGGAGGAGGAGGAGAAGGAGGAAGAGGAGGAGGGAUGCUGAGGAGCUAAGGAGCCGCCUCGGCGAAGGGAUCCUCCGGGGCGCCGCUGCGGACAAGCGGGCGGGCGAGCCCUCGGGGCGGCGGCAGGCGGCGGAGGAGCCAGCAGCCCAGCCCCCCCCACCCCGCUUCUCUCCCGCUCCCUCCUCCGCCCUUUCCCCGCCGCCUUGCCGCCGCUCCCCCUGCCGCCGCCGUCGCCCUGGGGCCGGGCGGGCGGCCGGGGAAUCGCGGCGCUUGGAUGCCGGGAGCCCGCGGCAGAGACCCAGCCCCGAGCCCGCCAUGGGCUGCUGCGGGAGCGCCGCCUCUCAGAGCUCCAAGCGAGAGUGGAAGCCCCUGGAGGAUCGCAGCUGCACAGAUAUCCCAUGGCUGUUGCUGUUCAUUCUCUUUUGCGUCGGCAUGGGUCUUAUUUGUGGCUUUUCAAUAGCUACCGGAGCAGCUGCAAGAUUGGUUUCAGGAUAUGAUAGUUACGGAAAUAUCUGUGGACAGAAGAAUAUAAAAAUAGAUGGAAUAGACAACAGUGGCUUAGACCUCACAAAAAAGAAGUACGUGUUCUUUUUGGAGCCAUGCAAUGUAGAUCUGGUGAAACGGAAGAUCAAGUCCAUCGCUCUUUGUGUAUCAGCAUGUCCACGGAAGGAGUUGAAAACCCUGGCUGAGGUUCAGAAUUUUGCAGAGACUAAUGGCUCCACAUUGUGUAGUUAUGAACUAAAGCCAUCUGAAUACACUACAGAUCCAAGGGCUGCCAAGCUUUGCCCCAAGCUCCCAGUUCCAGAGAGUGCACCUAUUCCAUUCUUCCAUCGCUGUGCUCCUGUGAACAUUUCCUGCUAUGCCAAGUUUGCAGAGGCCCUGAUCACCUUUGUCAGUGACAGUAGUGUCUUGCACAGGCUGAUUAGUGGAGUAAUGACCUGCAGAGAGAUUAUAUUGGGACUUUGCUUGUUAUCACUAGUGCUUUCCAUGAUUAUGAUGGUGAUAAUAAGAUACAUUUCAAGAGUACUUGUUUGGAUUUUAACAAUUCUUGUUGUUCUGGGAUCACUUGGUGGUACAGGAGUAUUGUGGUGGUUGUACGCCAAGCAGCGGAAGUCUCCUAGCGAUACUCUUACAGUUGAUCAGCUUCAAAUAGCCAAAGACAAUCGUCAGGCCCUUCUGAUCUAUGCCAUUGCAGCUACGGUCUUCACGGUUAUCUUACUGUUGAUAAUGUUAGUUAUGCGCAAGCGAGUAUCUCUCACCAUUGCCUUGUUCCACGUGGCUGGCAAGGUCUUCAUUCACCUGCCACUACUCGUCUUCCAGCCAUUUUGGACGUUUUUUGCCCUCAUGCUCUUCUGGAUCUAUUGGAUCGCGGUCUUGCUCUUCCUAGGUACCACAGGUAGCCCUGUCAAAAACGACCAGGGCUUUGUAGAGUUCCAAGUUGCAGGCCCACUGAGGUACAUGUGGUGGUAUCACGUCGUGGGGUUAGUUUGGAUCAGUGAAUUCAUCCUUGCCUGUCAACAGAUGACUGUAGCAGGAGCCGUUGUGACAUACUAUUUUACAAGAGAAAAACGGAAUCUGCCAUUCACACCUAUUCUGGCGUCUGUCAAUCGCUUGAUCUGUUACCACCUAGGAACUGUGGCUAAAGGGGCUUUCAUUAUUACCUUAGUGAAGAUUCCACGAAUGAUACUCAUGUAUAUUCAUACCCAAGUCAAAGGAAAAGAAAAUGCCUGCGCUAGAUGUAUGUUGAAAGCCUGCAUUUGCUGCCUUUGGUGUUUAGAAAAGUGCCUGACUUACCUAAAUCAGAAUGCAUAUACAGCCACAGCUAUCAACAGCACCAACUUCUGCACCUCAGCGAAGGAUGCCUUUGUGAUACUAGUGGAGAACGCUCUGCGAGUGGCUGCCAUAAACACAGUGGGAGACUUCAUGCUCUUUCUAGGAAAGGUUCUAAUAGUGUGCUGCACGGGCCUGGCAGGGAUCAUGCUGCUGAACUACCAACGGGACUACACGGUGUGGGUGCUGCCGCUCAUCAUUGUCUGCCUGUUUGCAUUCUUAGUCGCUCACUGCUUCCUAUCCAUUUAUGAAAUGGUCGUGGACGUCCUCUUCUUAUGUUUUGCCAUUGACACCAAGUAUAACGAUGGCAGCCCUGGGAAGGAGUUCUACAUGGAUAAAGUUCUUAUGGAAUUUGUGGAGAACAGCAGAAAAGCAAUGAAGGAAGCUGGCAGGGGAGUUGGAGCCGAAGGCAGGGAGCUCAAACCGAUGGUAGGUCCUCUGGAAGAAGUGGCUGCUCUCUUCCAAGAGUUUCACGUGUACUUCCUGUCCCUUUCUGUUUUCACUGACUAUGCUUCUUCAGGAGAAGUCUUUGUCGUUUGUGUCACUCAGGAUGUUCUGCUUUUUUUGUUUGUGAGCUUGCCUAUCACCUGGAUGGCAGAGUUUUUGUCACAGCUGAGACCAUCUCCCAUAAAAGUAAGCUGAAAGGAACUGUAUCUUCGUGCUUCUACUGUGUUUCUGUAACCCCAGAGCGAAUUCUCUCAGUAGUGAUGUUACUGGUACUCAAAAUUACCUUUGGGCUGUAUACAUAGAGGGGGAAAACAGCCAAUAUGAAACAUAUAUAACUAUGCGCCCAGGUAUCCUAUUUGUGGUAGGGUCUCAAAACUUAGUCCAUGUUUUUAACUUGACAUUUACUAUCCUUUUGUUGGAAAAUAAGAUAUUACACUGAGUUGCUAAUAGGAUUCUGGAAGGCA
Molecule: messenger RNA, 2751 nt
Organism: Podarcis raffonei (Aeolian wall lizard)
Lineage: Eukaryota; Metazoa; Chordata; Lepidosauria; Squamata; Lacertidae
Gene: SLC44A1
Product: solute carrier family 44 member 1
Exons: 15
Coding region: 326-2482 (718 amino acids)
Biological process (GO): choline transport; transmembrane transport
Cellular component (GO): plasma membrane
Molecular function (GO): choline transmembrane transporter activity
Source: RefSeq, a predicted model, not a curated record